GGAGCGUCUGCGCCGGCCUUCCUGACCUGGGACUUCUUUCCAGCUCUCGCGAGACUUUCAGGGGUCGGAGCGCGGGGGCCGGCCGAGAGGAAAGCUGGAGGCGCGGGUGGGGAACAUGUCUGAGUCGGAGCUCGGCAGGAAGUGGGACCGGUGCCUGGCGGAUGCGGUCGUGAAGAUAGGUACUGGUUUUGGAUUAGGAAUUGUUUUCUCACUUACCUUCUUUAAAAGAAGAAUGUGGCCAUUAGCCUUCGGUUCUGGCAUGGGAUUAGGAAUGGCUUAUUCCAACUGUCAGCAUGAUUUCCAGGCUCCAUAUCUUCUACACGGAAAAUAUGUCAAAGAGCAGGAGCAGUGACUUCACCUGAGAACAUCCCAGCGGGAGGACAAGAGAAAUCAUGUUUAUUCCUCAGGAAUACUGAAGUGCCCUGGAGUAAGCUGCCAUUCUUCUGUAACAAUGUUAUCAGUAAUGCUUUAAACUCCAGCACCUGGUUAUGCAUUUGAAACCAAGUCUGUUUCUUGUUUUGUAUUUUCUCUCUGGAAGUUGUAAGGAGGUGGUCUUAAAUAAAUUAAACAAAAAUAGGAA
Pan troglodytes (chimpanzee) is the source of this 580-nucleotide messenger RNA. It is a transcript of the gene MICOS10, whose product is annotated as mitochondrial contact site and cristae organizing system subunit 10. The record is from RefSeq and is a predicted model, not a curated record. Lineage: Eukaryota; Metazoa; Chordata; Mammalia; Primates; Hominidae. The transcript has 4 exons. The coding region runs from base 116 to 352 and encodes 78 amino acids. Gene Ontology annotation, cellular component: MICOS complex; mitochondrial inner membrane; mitochondrion.